Messenger RNA from Babesia bigemina, 1152 nucleotides. RefSeq lists its product as hypothetical. The coding region runs from base 1 to 1152 and encodes 383 amino acids. The transcript is spliced from 2 exons. Lineage: Eukaryota; Apicomplexa; Aconoidasida; Piroplasmida; Babesiidae. The record is from RefSeq and is a predicted model, not a curated record.
AUGUUGAAUUGCGGUGUCGAGGAGGGGGCGCGGAGCCCCGUUUUCGGUGGGAGAGAUGGCACGUCGACGGAGCUGCCGUUGCCCGGCCUCCCCGUAUGUCGCACUAUCGCAGAAGCGCCCGGACCAUCAGCUGCGGAGGGUGCUGAAAGUAUACAGCUGCCUGAGGGCGCUUUAAUGGGAAUCAUUUUCAACUUGGAGCAAGAACGCGAAACAUAUCUGGAGGCGGUUGCCGUGUUGCAUAGACAGCUAUUGGAGGCACAGGAGCACUGCCAGCAGCUCUCCGACUCUCACGAGCAGAUAAGACGCAACCUCGAGGCUGAGGUGAGCGAGGGUUGGAAGGAGGCUGAGAUUUGGGAGGCAAGGUAUCGUUCAGUAGCGCAGGUCGCCAAACGUAACGGUGUGGAUCUGGCUGAUGUACAGCAGCCUGGGGACGCCAAAUUGUGCGCAUCUCGGGAAGUGAAGCCCACGAACCGCGCGAUAUCGUUGAACUCUGAAGCGUGCACGGUGGUUACGAUUAAGGACCUGCAUCAAGCAUCUACCCAAAAUAUCACUGCAGAGAGAGCUCUUGGAGCGCGGGUGCGUCCUGUGGAACGCUUGGUGUCCCCGCACGGUAUACAUGGGCGUGCAAAUACUGGCGUUGUAGUCAGGGCAACUCGUGGUUUAGAGUCGAGUCACAGCAUACUUGCGGAAGAAACUCAUGGCGGGGUGAAAGAUUCCAUUACAACCUGGGAAGCUACGUCCUCCUCCAUUUCCACCCGCGAUGUUGGUAAGAAAGGGGCGCAUGCGUCGUCAUGCACGGUGACUCUGCCGAAAAGUCGAGUGCUUGGCCACCGGAAGGAAUUUAGCAUAUUCCGUAAUUCUGGGGGUGAUGUUACGACCGAACGUUGCAAGCCGAGUCGACGUAACUUUUCGUCGAAUAACAGCAAGCGUUGCUGCGGCCCUAGUCCUGGUGGCGUACCGCGCUGUGGUGGUGAGGACGUGGAUCAACAACACCUUAAGUUCACCGAUCCUGCGACUACUAGGUACCAUGGCUGGGUUUAUUUACAGAGCCCUCGUACGUUGAGUGGACGGUUUGACCGGUCGUCGAUGGUGGUCCGCAAUGCCAACAUCGGGUCUACGCUGAGCUUGGUAUUUGAAGCAACGGACUUCUAA